Messenger RNA from Hemibagrus wyckioides, 2452 nucleotides. It is a transcript of the gene buc2l, whose product is annotated as bucky ball 2-like. The coding region runs from base 30 to 2318 and encodes 762 amino acids. The transcript is spliced from 4 exons. The record is from RefSeq and is a predicted model, not a curated record. NCBI's taxonomy places the organism in Eukaryota, Metazoa, Chordata, Actinopteri, Siluriformes, Bagridae.
UGCUUGUCUCUUGUUCAAAAGCUGAAGAUAUGGUUGUUGCAGCUUCCCAGCACCCACCUGGUUUUGAACCUCAUGCUCAAGGCAUUCCUUCUGGGAUGGCUUCAGCUCAGGGGACUCGACAUGCUGGCCCAAAUCCUUACAGAGGCCCCAAUCCAAGUCACCUGGACCGUCAACAGCAAGGCAACUGGCCUUUUUUCUAUGUUCAACCCUCACAGCCUUAUGUAACAUGCCAGUGGCCCAUGCCGAUGCCUUAUGUUCCCUAUGGAGGCUUCCCUGGGUUGGGGUAUGGCAUGGUGUUGCCACCUUUCCCUCCUGCUUCUUAUGUUGAAGCUCCUGGCUACAUUCUUCCCCACACCCAGCUGCACAUGGUCGACUACAGACGCAUGAUGGCCCCUCAUUUGGCGCCUGCGAUGGCAUACCAGGCACGCAGGUUCCGCUACCAGCACACAACGCCAUCUGGUCGAGUCAUGGUUAGUUCAGAAGUUCAAACUGAACCUGUUUCUGUCAACUCUUCACGACAGGGCUGCAAUGUUGUAACAAGUACCGAAAGCAUCUCUGAAUCUGGAAGAAGUACUGACACUAGUGUUCUCUCAUCUAUACCAAAUGAAGACCAAGCUGCUUGUCCUGAAAAGGGCUGUGCAGUGAUGUCAAGUAAAAUGGGUGGCGAUACAGCCAAAAUUUCUACUGUUCAUAAUGGCGGUAUCCUCUUCCAAGCAGAGGAGGUUCGGAUUGAAUGUAGUGGUUCCCCUUCUGCAGUGAAGAUCACACAUUCCAAGGAGACCACUGAGCUAGCCAGCAAUGUUGAUGGUGAGCUCUUGCAGUGUAAUGUGGGAUCUGCAGAAGAUGUUGUCCUGAGGUGUUUCCAGCCUGUGCCUUUUGGGGAUGAGGAAAGGAAAGGUACAAAAAACCUCAGCCAUUUGGAGGACCCUUGCCCUGAUAUUCUAAUGGUUUCUUGUCCCUCAAAUGGUUCUGUGAGCACACUAGAAGGCUCAAUUGUUGCGCCUGUAGAACCGGUCAACAGUACACUGGUUCAAGGGGAUCCCAGCUUGGUAAAAAAUGCCCAGGAUAUGUGUGGAAACCCCAAGAACAUUCACUUCAAAAUCUUGCGAUUACCCCUUGAGCUGCAGUGUCUGGAAGAGUUGCAGCAGAUGGAGGCCUCUGUUUGGUCUGUAGAGUCUUUGAUGCCUUAUGUGCCUACAUCAGAGUGGAUGAUGCAAAAUAGCCUGAUGACUCCUGGGAAACCAUCCCUUCCCACAGUAAUGGAGGUUCCUGCUGAGAGUGCUAUACACUCAACUCAGUCACCAGCAGAUGCAACACCAUCUUUGCUGGAAGCUGGAACAGUGAUUGAAUUUGAUGGACAUGACUCGAUGACCUCACUCGAAUCCCUUCCACCAUUCCUUCCUUCGGCCAGUAGACUAGCAGAGUUUGGUAAUGCGUAUUUCAAUAAAUUAUCCACUAAUGUUCAGAAGGUCAGCAACCCUGAUAACAUGGCAAAGGGACAAUCUGAAGCCCAUCAGAACACCAGAGUCCAGACGGGACACCAAAGUCCUAAUGCUGCUCCUAAGAAACUGAAAGAGGAGACCAUCAACCAGAGUGUUGCGAUAUCCGAGGUUGGUCUUAAUGAUCGGGAGGAUUGUGCAGUGACUAUGUUUCCAGAGUCACCUCUCAAAAACAAAAUGCGUAUGUGUAAAAGCUGUUCGGUGAAACGCAGUGCAGACAUCUGCUCUGGUAGUCCAAGCAGCAAGGCUGCCUGCCUCAAGCGGCACAAAGUUUCUCGUGCUCUUUUAGCGGGAGAUAAGGUCAAGGUUCCGUUGUGUGCCACAUGUGUGUGCGCUCCUGAGAGAAAACCUAGGUGCAAGGUGGCUGCUGUUAAUACAGAGUCAAACAUCACAAACAAUGAAAUCUCUGAAAAUGAUGUAUAUCCUUCAAAAAUGUGCUCAAAAAAUUUGUACAAGGUUCAAAAUCCCCAUUUGGGUAAACAUUUGGAGAAAUGCCCCAUGUCUCACCAGUCCAAGCUGAGGGAGCAGAAUUGCUUGUGUGAGGAUAUGAAAGCUUUACAUUCCACUUCAGCAUGGAACAAGAAUGGACAUGGCCAGCAUAACGACCUCACUUGGGAAAGAAAUGAGGAAAACCUGGCUCUUUCAGCAAUGAACAGAUGGACGGAUGGCGAGCAGAGAUUCACUGGUGAGAAGUCAUGGAGAGGAAGUACGCAUGGGUCAGAUAGUGAGAGUACCAAAAGUGGAGGAAAGAUGAGGACCCACAAUAAACCAAAACGCACACAAUCACUAGAAGUUCACAGAAGAGACACAAGAUACUGAAGACACUAUUUGCACAAUGACCGAAUGGACAAGGGCACGUUUUUAAGAUCACGUUUUAAACAUCACAAGUAAUUUUUCCCACUUCCUUUAAGAAAAAGCACUGCACAGUUUUAUACAGUGAAUACAGCACUUUU